GCAGUGAUGAGCUCACUCUGCCCAGAGGUAUGCGCCGCACCGAACUUGGAAUCCAUCGAUCAACGCGACUGACGAGGCCAACACAGNCGACGGUCCAAAAGAUCAUCACCGAAGUACUCGCCAACGACCAGGGAAUGUCCUUCGCCAAGGAGACUCGAGACCUGCUCAUAGAAUGCUGCGUCGAGUUCAUCACCAUGAUAUCCUCCGAAGCCAACGAGAUUGCCGAAAAGGACGCCAAAAAGACAAUUGCUUGCGAACACAUUGUCAAGGCUUUGGAAGAGCUAGGAUUCAAUGAAUAUGUGCCGGACCUGCUCGAGGUCGCGCAGCAGUUCAAGUCACAACAGGCGAUAUGGAAAGACAGCUUGGAAGAGGACAGUGCUGAUACAGAGUCAACAGNNAGUCGCGAGAAGAAGCAAAGCAAGAUCGAGCAGUCUGGCAUGACCGAGGAGGAACUGCUUAGACAGCAGGAAGAGCUAUUCAGAUCAGCAAACGAGAAGUUCAACGCUGGACCUGCAGAGCCAGCUGAACCUGCAGCA
Molecule: messenger RNA, 536 nt
Organism: Aureobasidium vineae
Lineage: Eukaryota; Fungi; Ascomycota; Dothideomycetes; Dothideales; Saccotheciaceae
Source: the annotation of a GenBank genome assembly